CUCUCUGGAGCUUUUGUGUGUAUUUUUUUUUUCUGCACCUCUCUCACGAAUACACACGUAAACGAAAAGCGAUACCUUUCCCACCACCUAUUCUCUCUCUGUUCUCCAUUUCCAUACUAUCCCAUGGCCGAGUCCUCACCGCGCAACCAUCAGCCCCGCCAGAGCUCUUCCGGUGGCUCCUCGGAUAUCUCCGUAGAUCUCGAACCUCAUCCUGCCGCAGUCGAUGGCAAUGUGGUUGUGUCAUAUUCUGGCGAGGGGAUUCUUGGGAGUAAUUCAUCAACAAAGUGUCUCCCUGGGCAAGGCCUGAUGGUUAGAAGGUCAGAUGCAAGUUCAAGUUCCAGUGAAAUUAGUAAGUCCAAAGGGAAUCACAAGCUAGGAAGGUUCGCAGCUAAGUUUUCCGACGAGAAAACUCCAUUCAAGAAGAAGCUUAAAUGGCUAAAACAAGUGGCCAUGGUUAAGAAGGAUGGGACUGUACAAUUUGAAAUUCCUGGAAAUAUUAAAUCCCAAAGCUUCGAUUUUUGUACUGGAGUUGCUCCUGCUACUGCUGCUGAUACAGAACCCAGUGAAGAAGUUCAAAAUAUACCUCCACUGCAAAUUGUGAUGCUUAUUGUUGGAACACGAGGAGAUGUACAACCAUUUGUUGCCAUUGGAAAAUGUUUGCAGGGGUGUGGCCAUAGGGUUAGACUAGCAACUCAUGCUAAUUUCAAAGAUUUUGUCUUGACUGCUGGGCUGGAGUUCUUUCCUUUAGGUGGAGAUCCAAAAGUUCUUGCUGGUUAUAUGGUUAAGAAUAAAGGUUUCUUACCAUCAGACCCUUCAGAAAUAUCUAUCCAGCGAAAUCAAAUCAAGGAAAUCAUAUUCUCUUUACUUCCUGCAUGCAUGGAAUCUGAUCCUGAUUCCAAAAUUCCGUUUAAAGCAGAUGCAAUAAUUGCAAAUCCCCCAGCAUAUGGACAUACUCAUGUUGCGGAGGCACUAAAAGUACCACUUCAUGUAUUUUUCACAAUGCCAUGGACGCCUACUAGUGAAUUCCCCCACCCUCUAUCUCGAGUGAGACAACAAAUUUUAUAUAGACUUUCUUAUCAAAUUGUUGAUAUGAUGGUUUGGCUUGGAAUAAGGGAUAUCAUUAACGAGUUUAGGAAAAAAACAUUAGGUAUAAGGCCUGUUACAUAUCUAAGUGGAUCCUAUAGCUCCCCUCCUGAUGUCCCCUAUGGAUAUAUAUGGAGUCCUCAACUUGUUCCAAAACCUAAAGAUUGGGGACCUAACAUUGAUGUAGUUGGAUUUUGUUUUCUGGACCUUGCAUCAAAUUAUCAACCUGCAGACUCAUUAGUAAAAUGGCUUGAAGCUGGUAAAGAGCCUAUCUACAUUGGGUUUGGUAGCCUUCCUAUUCAAAACCCAGAGGAAAUGACGGGGAUUAUAAUUGAAGCUCUGGAAAUUACACAACAAAGAGGCAUCAUUAGCAAAGGAUGGGGUGGUCUUGGGAAUUCGGCAGAACCGAAGAAGUUUGUGUACUUAUUAGACAAUUGCCCACAUGAUUGGCUCUUCCAAAGAUGCAUUGCUGUGGUACAUCAUGGCGGUGCCGGAACAACUGCUGCCGGCCUUAAAGCGGCGUGCCCAACGACAAUUAUCCCAUUCUUUGGAGAUCAACCAUUCUGGGGAGAGCGAGUGUGUGCCAGGGGAGUAGGUCCUGCACCUAUCCCAGUUGACGAACUCACACGUGACAAGUUGGUUGAUGCCAUACGCUUCAUGCUUGAUCCUAAGGUCAAAGAGCGAUCUGUUGAGAUCGCCAAGGCCAUGGAAAAUGAAGAUGGGGUGACAGGAGCAGUGAAAGCCUUUCACAAGCAUUUUCACCUAAAAAAUUUCGAGGAUAAACCUGAGUCAUUGCCUGAUCAGUCAAGAGUAUUUUCUAUGCGGCGAUGCUUUGGCUGCUCUUGAUUUUUUAGAUUAAUUUUUCCUCUUUUUUGUUCCCUAUCUCAUCAUGUUCAGUCAUUUCCCUGAUUAUUCUGUAAUUCGUAUGUUAGGCUGCUGUAUGUAUUGCUUGUAUUAAGGAACGGAGAUGCACACAAGAUAUUUGAUGAAAAGCUCAGUAGAGCCAUAGUGAAUUGCUACGGGUUCUUCAAGGGACCCAAU
Molecule: messenger RNA, 2124 nt
Organism: Juglans microcarpa x Juglans regia
Lineage: Eukaryota; Viridiplantae; Streptophyta; Magnoliopsida; Fagales; Juglandaceae
Product: sterol 3-beta-glucosyltransferase UGT80A2-like
Exons: 14
Coding region: 124-1929 (601 amino acids)
Biological process (GO): carbohydrate metabolic process
Molecular function (GO): hexosyltransferase activity; UDP-glycosyltransferase activity
Source: RefSeq, a predicted model, not a curated record